AUGGAUCGGCAAGCCGGGUCGAUCGUCGUUGCGUUGGAGGCUUUGUGAAGUUCUCCCCCCUCUUUCCCCCCCCCUUUUUUUUUCCCUUCCCUUCCUCUUCUCUUUCCUGUUGCUCGGUUGUUGACUACGCUUCAGCCACUUCUCCUUUUAUUCCUAAGCCGUGUGUUGGAUUCCGUCGAAUACAUCGUUCGUUCGCGUUGGUCAAGAUCUACGGCAUGGAUCGGGAAGAAAGGUCGCUCGUUUUUUUGGUCAAUAUCCUCGCGUCAAGGCGAGGCUUGUUUCGUUGUAUUGGAUCGUUUUCGCUCGGCCCCGACGGCUCAACAGCCAGCACUCGAGACUCAGCCAAGGGAGGACAUCAGGCGCUGUCAGGGUGACGAGUAG
Messenger RNA from Microbotryum saponariae, 381 nucleotides. NCBI's taxonomy places the organism in Eukaryota, Fungi, Basidiomycota, Microbotryomycetes, Microbotryales, Microbotryaceae. The record is from the annotation of a GenBank genome assembly.